Molecule: messenger RNA, 692 nt
Organism: Agrilus planipennis (emerald ash borer)
Lineage: Eukaryota; Metazoa; Arthropoda; Insecta; Coleoptera; Buprestidae
Exons: 4
Coding region: 135-692 (185 amino acids)
Source: RefSeq, a predicted model, not a curated record
UGUCGUACUUCAUUUAGAAGAACUAAAAACCUACAUUUCGAAUAUUCAUUGACAUAAAAUUCAAAAUUAUUGUUACAUUAAGUGCUAGUCAGUCACGUUUAACGUAUCUGUGCUCAGUAUGCAUUCGUUAUAAGAUGAAAUUUACUGGAGUUUCUUCUAUAACAUUUGUAUUCUUAGUUAGUGCUCUAUGUAUUGAUAUUGUUAUUGGGAAAGAACAUCAUAGGGAAGAGAGAGCUGUUAUAGUUUAUCAACGCAAUUCAGUUAUUCAGUUUACUGUGGGGCCGUCAUUUCCAGCACAACUUCCAAGGCGCACAAUAUCAUUAGAUAUUGCGAUACAACAAAACUUGAACCUGCCAACCAAUUACAAUUUCACUUAUCCUCCAAUUGUUUCGGGAAGGGCAGCAGUAAAUCCGGAUCUUAAUGAUGUUGACAGAGUCACCAUGUACAAAUAUUUGAUAAAUAUAAUAGACAACGUAGGAUUAAAUGGUAAAAUUUGUUUACUAAAAUCAAUUUGUGAAAUUGGACAAUAUCCAAUGCAUAUAGAGGAUACAGACAGCUUAUUAGAAAGAAUUGUUCAUUAUGUAUUUACACCUUCAGAAGACCUAGUGGAUGACGUAAAUGAUAUUAUGUCUGAAAAUUUUCAGCAAGAUGAAGCCAAUGGUGAAUUCUUUGACCAACCAAGGAAAAUGUAA